Molecule: messenger RNA, 2364 nt
Organism: Prinia subflava (tawny-flanked prinia)
Lineage: Eukaryota; Metazoa; Chordata; Aves; Passeriformes; Cisticolidae
Product: transient receptor potential cation channel subfamily M member 8-like
Exons: 15
Coding region: 1-2364 (787 amino acids)
Biological process (GO): calcium ion transmembrane transport
Cellular component (GO): plasma membrane
Molecular function (GO): ligand-gated calcium channel activity
Source: RefSeq, a predicted model, not a curated record
AUGUACUUCACAUAUUUUUUGGUAGGCACGUUUCAGCUUUGCACCUACUGUGUUGUAAGCUGCUGUGUGACUGUACUGGGACAAAAAGUGCUUUGUUCUGUUGCAGUAUUUCAGACUUCUCAAAGGCUAAAUGUUCUUUCCUUAGGUUGUGUCUUCCCCACUUCCAACCUUGGAAAUCAGUUCACGUGCCCUCAGUUGUUUCAUGUGGACUCUCAAGGCCAGUGUGCAGAUUUCAGAGCAUACUUUGUUCAAACACUGCAUUACAUCUGCCUGUCGUGUGACACGGACUCAGAGACCCUCUACGAUCUCAUGACCCAGCACUGGCACCCGAAGAUGCCAAACCUCGUCAUCUCCGUCACCGGCGGCGCCAAGAACUUCGCGCUCAAGCCCCGCAUGCGCAAGAUAUUCAGCAGGCUGAUCUACAUCGCCCAGUCCAAGGGAGCCUGGAUUUUCACCGGGGGAACGCACUGCAGGCUGAUGAAGUACAUUGGGGAGGUGGUCAGGGACAACACCAUCAGCCGCAGCUCCGAGGAGAACAUGGUGGCCAUCGGCAUUGCGGCCUGGGGCAUGAUCUCCAACCGGGAACCCCUCAUCCGCACGGCCGACAGCGACGGGAGCUACCUGGCCCACUACAUCAUGGAUGACCUGAAGAGAGACCCCCUGUACUGCCUGGAUAACAACAACACCCAUCUCCUGCUGGUUGAUAACAGCACCCACGGGCACCCCACAGUAGAGGCCAAAGUGCGGACCCAGCUGGAGAAGUACAUUUCGGAGCGGGUCAUCCCAGAAUCUAAUUACGGUGGGAAGAUCCCAAUUGUGUGUUUUGCCCAAGGUGGUGGAAAGGAGACUUUGAAAUCCAUCAAUGUGGCCAUCAAGAGCAAGAUUCCCUGUGUGGUGGUGGAAGGCUCUGGGCGCAUUGCUGAUGUCAUUGCCAGCCUGGUAGAGGCUGAAGGCACUCUUGCUUCCUCCUGUGUCAAGGAGAGCCUGCUCAAGUUCCUGCCUCGCACCAUUUCCAGGCUCUCAGAAGAGGAGACUGAGAGCUGGACCAAGUGGAUCAAAGAAGUCCUUGAGAACCCUCAUUUACUGAUGGUGAUCAAAAUAGAACAAACUGGAGAUGAAAUUGUGAGCAAUGCCAUUUCCUUUGCCCUGUACGAAGCUUUCAGCACCAACGAGCACGACAGGGAUAACUGGAACGGGCAGCUGAAGCUGCUCCUGGAGUGGAACCAGCUGGAUGUGGCCAGCGAUGAGAUCUUCACCAAUGACCGAAACUGGGAGUCUGCUGACCUACAGGAUGUGAUAUUCACAGCCCUGGUGAAAGACAGGCCCAAAUUUGUCCGGCUCUUCCUGGAAAACGGCUUGAACCUGUGGAAGUUCCUCACCACAGAGGUCCUGAGGGAGCUGUACACCAACAACUUCAGCAGCCUGAUGUUCAAGAACCUGCAGAUCGCCAAGAACUCCUACAACGACGCCCUCCUCACUUUGGUGUGGAAGAUGGUGGAGGAUUUCCGGAGAGGUCUCAAAAGAGAUUGCAAGAACAGCAAGGAUGAGAUGGAGAUACAGCUUUCAGAGGAGUGUCCUAUCACAAGGCACCCGUUGCAAGCUCUCUUUAUUUGGUCAGUUCUUCAGAACAAGAAAGAGUUGUCCAAAGUCAUUUGGGAGCAAACCGGAGGCUGUACUUUGGCAGCCCUGGGGGCCAGUAAGCUCCUGAAGAGCAUGGCCAAGGUGAAGAAUGAUAUAAAUGCUGCUGGUGAGUCUGAGGAACUCGCUAACGAGUAUGAGACAAGAGCAGUAGAGCUUUUCACCGACUGCUACAGCAAUGACAAAGACCUGGCUGAGCAGCUGCUGACUUAUUCCUGUGAAGCCUGGGGAGGGAGCAACUGUCUGGAACUGGCAGUGGAAGCCAGAGACCAGCAGUUCAUUGCCCAGCCAGGGGUGCAGAAUUUCCUUUCCAAGCAAUGGUAUGGAGAGAUUUCAAGGGACACUAAGAACUGGAAGAUUAUUCUGUGCCUGUUCUUUUUCCCUUUAAUAGGCUGUGGUUUCAUCUCAUUCAAGAAAAAGCCUGUGGAGAAGAGUAAGAAACUCUUCUUGUAUUAUGUGUCUUUCUUCACCUCCCCCUUUGUGGUCUUCUCCUGGAACGUCAUCUUCUACAUCGCUUUCCUGUUGCUCUUCGCCUACGUGUUGCUCAUGGAUUUCCAGAAGGAACCCACGGCCCUGGAGGUCAUCCUUUACGUGCUGGUCUUCAUUCUGCUUUGUGAUGAAGUGAGACAAGGGUACAUGAAUGGCAGCAAGUAUUUCUCAGACCUGUGGAAUGUUAUGGAUACCCUUGCAGUCUUUUGCUUCAUAGCAGGGAUUGUGUUCAGGUGA